UCCCACUUUAGUGGCCUUUAAAGUUGGUUUUCCAUGGAAAGCUGGGAUUUCCUACUGGAAAAAACUCACUACAGCUUUAAAGGACAUUUAUUAGAGAUGCCAGGAACAAAACAAAGAUGUCAUUUUAGAAUCUAACCUUUAGUUUUAGUUUUCUGAGGCAAAUGGAAGGCACCAAUGGCUCCUCUGCACCCAGAAUCUCAUUCCAGUUAAACAGAACCUUUAAGCUCUGAAGCAGUUUCCUGUCACGGAUCUCGGCGGAGCACCACCGGGAGAGGACCGUCAGCUGGCCGGUUCCGUUACAACUACCGAUGGAGGAGGGACGGAGCACCGGGAACGGGUCCAGCCGGGCCGCCUGGCUCCUCACGCAGGCCCAGGUGGCGGUGGCGGUGGGCGUCAUCAGGAGCAGACCCCCUGGCACCAGCGGCCGGGAGCACGCCGAGGAGCUGGGCCGCAGAAUGAGGAGGCAGGAGGCGGCGUGGAGGGAGACGGCCCAGGUGCUGCGGCAGGAGGUGCUGAGGCUGAGGCAGGAGCUGCUGAUGUCCAGGAGCCUGGUGGAGGCAGAGAGGAGCAGGCAGACGACAGGUCUGGUCCCCGACGACGGGCAUGAUUUGUGUCCCUCCUGUCUUGGUGUGGAACAUCUCCGGGAGGCGCUGUCGGAUGACGCCUGCCCCAACUGCUCCGUCAUGCCCCGGUCGGUCAGGCUGAGUCGGUUGGCUGCGCUGCAGCAGCCUACCAACUGGGUCUACCGAUUGGGCGGGCGCUGUGCCGCAUAG
Messenger RNA from Fundulus heteroclitus (mummichog), 773 nucleotides. RefSeq names its product meiosis-specific protein MEI4-like. The record is from RefSeq and is a predicted model, not a curated record. The transcript has 5 exons. The coding region runs from base 309 to 773 and encodes 154 amino acids. Gene Ontology annotation, biological process: oogenesis; spermatogenesis; DNA recombination. Lineage: Eukaryota; Metazoa; Chordata; Actinopteri; Cyprinodontiformes; Fundulidae. Gene Ontology annotation, cellular component: lateral element.